Verticillium alfalfae VaMs.102 is the source of this 1326-nucleotide messenger RNA. Its product is annotated as amino acid transporter. NCBI's taxonomy places the organism in Eukaryota, Fungi, Ascomycota, Sordariomycetes, Glomerellales, Plectosphaerellaceae. Gene Ontology annotation, biological process: amino acid transmembrane transport. Gene Ontology annotation, cellular component: vacuolar membrane. The coding region runs from base 1 to 1326 and encodes 441 amino acids. The record is from RefSeq and is a predicted model, not a curated record. Gene Ontology annotation, molecular function: amino acid transmembrane transporter activity. The transcript has 2 exons.
AUGUCUGCCGCCAUCUAUGAGCAGUCUGUUCCCCAGGAACAGCGUCAGCUGUCGAUUCAGCGGGCCGAUGUACCUGCCAACGGGAGCAACAAGGAGGACAACGAGGCCGCCGAUGUGGCGACGGAGCUGAAACCCGUCGGCAAUGAUGAGCCGCCGACGAACAUCUUCAACCAGGGUGGCCAGAAUUACCGCACACUCGGCCGCUGGGACACCGUCUUCGUCCUCAUCACGAACCAAGUUGGUCUCGGUAUUCUGUCCUUGCCCGGCUGCCUCAAGGUGCUCGGCGUCGUGCCUGGCGUCAUCGCCAUCAUUGGUCUCGGCUCUAUCUCUGCAUACACUGCGUACAUUCUCCUCCAAUUCUACCGCCGUUACCCUCACGUCGUCAACAUUGUCGACAUGUGCCGCAUCAUAGGCGGCAAGCCUCUGGAAGUAGUCGCUGGACUGGGUCUCCUGGUCAAGGUCAUGAUGACUUGCGCUUCCGCUGCCGUCACUCUUUCCGUGUCUUUCAACACCUUGAGCGGUCACGCUUUCUGCACCACCAUUUUCAUUACGAUUGCCGUCAUCGCCUGCUGGAUCCUGUGUCUGCCACGAACGGUCAAGUUCGUUUCGCAGAGCGGUAUUCCCUCGACGAUCAGCAUCCUGGCCGCUGCUUUCAUCGUCAUCAUCAGUCUCGGUGUCUCUCGGCCGACUGGAGCGCCCCCGGGAUGGGAUAAGGAGAUCGCGGUCAUUGGCAAUCCUACUUUCCGCCAGGGUCUCAACGCCUGCCUCAAGAUCUGUUAUGCAUAUGCGGGAAACAUCUCAUGGCCCUCGCCUCGGCGCCAAGCGUCGCAGCCAAGGCCGCCUACGGCGUGGUCCUUCCCGCCGUCUUCGCCACGGCCAUGGCGUUCGGCCACACCGGCAUCAAGUACAUGUACGUCGUCGCCAUGCGCGGCCAUGAAGUCCACGCACCAGGUUACCGACCGCAGCGUUAAGUCCUGGGGAACCUGGUUUGCCUGCGUCACGCUGUACUGGGUCAUCGUCUGGGUCAUCUCCAACGCCAUCCCCAUCUUUGACUCGAUCCUCUCCAUCUCAUCAGCGACGACGAUCGCGUGGUUCACCUUUGGGCUCAGCGCCAUCUUCUGGCUACACCUGAACCGGGGACAGUAUUUCAAGAACUGGAAGAAGGGCCUGCUGACUGUCUUUAACUGCCUGCUCAUCCUGCAGUCGCUGUUUAUGAACGCUGGCGGCCUGUGGUCCUCAAUCACGCAACUCAUUGAUAUUUUCAACAAUGACAGCAGUAGCGUGCGGGGAGCGUUCUCCUGUGGCGAUAAUUCGCAGGUCGUCUGA